AUGAAAUCACGUAUAUUUAAGCCACAGCGCUCGACAGAAGCACCUAUGGACUUUCAGUUUACCUCACGGCCAAGCUCAAAUGUAAAACCGGCUUGGGCUGCAGGCGCAGGGGAUGAGGACCCUAGUACCCCCAAAAAACGAACUCACGACGACUCGACCCUAACCGCACCGUCAACACCAACAUUUGGCUUCAACCAGAAUGUUCCAUUUAUUUUCCAAACGCCAUCGCGUCAGCCACCCCAGCCGUAUCCAUGGGCGCCACCUCCAAACUUCUCACCAACGAAGGCAUUCCCCCAACCGGUUACUUCGGAAGAGGUUCGGGAUGUCGAUAUGUCAGAAGUGAGCCCGCCCAAGCCGGAGGAACCAAAGUCAGAACGUGGAAGACCUAUUGCCACAGGUGCUCUGCGACGAGUUUUCCGAGCUCGCCAGAAGGCCAACGGUCGUCAGCUGUCAAAGACAAACAGUCAUGACGAAGAGGAUGAUGAUCUGGAUAGUGAUGAAGAAAACGAUAGGGCCAUUACGCCUAUAAACCAAAAUACGUCCAAUCACUACACUCUGAAUCUCCCUUCUCCUCCCGCUCCUCCAUCUGAUACGCCGUACAUCCUACUCGGGUACCUCCAGUUUUUCUUUAACCUUUCGCUCAUUCUAGUCUUUCUCUAUCUCGUCGUGCAAUUCAUAUUGACUGUGCAACGAGAUGUCGAGCACCGAGUUUCGGAGUAUUCCGCUGACAUCAUCCAAGAAAUAGCCAUGUGUGCUUUGCAAUACAAGAACAACCUUUGUCAAUCACCAUUACCGGCAAUGGCACAGCAAUGCGCUAAUUGGGAGACAUGCAUGAAUCGGGAUCCGACCACCCUUGGCCGUGCCAGAGUCGGUGCCGAACUGAUUGCAGAAGUCGUAAAUGGGUUCGUUGAGCCCAUCAGCUGGAAGACUCUGGCCUUCACGUUGACGUCUUUGUCCUUUUUAACCGUAUUCAUCAAUGCGCUACUUUCAUUAUACCGUUCGCGACAUCACUCGCCUCCCCACGCGCCACCCACCCAUAAUACCCAGUACCCUAUACAUCCAUCUACUCCGUAUCCGCCGCAUCAGUUCGGCAGUUACCUAUCUCCAGCACCUACCCCAGCUUGGAGUAGAUCGUGGAAGGGGAUCGACCACGAUGAAGACACGGAAACUCCGACCAGACGAAGACGGCUGGAAGGAGGAGGUUCAGUAAAGAUUAAAUAG
This is a messenger RNA of Desarmillaria tabescens, 1221 nucleotides long. RefSeq names its product Di-sulfide bridge nucleocytoplasmic transport domain-containing protein. The coding region runs from base 1 to 1221 and encodes 406 amino acids. Lineage: Eukaryota; Fungi; Basidiomycota; Agaricomycetes; Agaricales; Physalacriaceae. The transcript is spliced from 5 exons. Gene Ontology annotation, biological process: nuclear envelope organization; lipid homeostasis. The record is from RefSeq and is a predicted model, not a curated record. Gene Ontology annotation, cellular component: nuclear envelope; nuclear membrane.